CUUAUGAGUGUCCGUAGUCGUUGGUCCUCAAAGUGUAAAUCUCGAGUAUAUUUAUAAGGCAAAGGCGUAAAUGACAAUUGAAAACAUAAACAUGGGGUAAGGAGGAGGCAGUGUUGACGAGUCAGUGAGGAGUUGCCCCCAGGUGUCGGGGUGUAGAGAAUACACCUCUCCCCCCUGCUGUCUACAUGAUGAAGGAGCAGCCCAUAUUCUCGUGCAAGGCGCACGUCUUCCACAUCGACCCGAAAACCAAGAGGUCGUGGAUCCCAGCGUCUUCGUCUGCGGUGUCCGUCUCUUUCUUCUACGACUCUACCAGGCAGCUUUACCGUAUCAUCUCUGUUGAAGGUACCAAGGCAGUGAUCAACAGCACAAUAACCCCCAACAUGAUGUUCACAAAGACAUCACAGAAGUUUGGUCAGUGGUCAGACAUGAGAGCCAAUACAGUUUAUGGAUUAGGAUUUUCUACUGAGGCUGAACUCAAUAAGUUCAUAGAGAAGUUCCAGGAGGUAAAAGAGGCUACCAGAUCAGGGAAAACUAAUGGCACAAUAGGUGGUGGUGGAGGUGGAGUUAGUGUUGGGGCGGGGGGUGGCAGCGCUGUGGGAGCCGUGUCUUCAUCCUCAGGCCCUGCCUCUGCCACUGCCUCGCCCCUUACCUCACGAGCCAAGAUCCAACCAGACUCAACAUGUGAAGUCAACACAGUAACUUCAGGUCUGGAUCACCUAGCUCUCGCCAACUCUAAUGACAUUAAUUCCACGCUGCUCAAAUCAUCCCUAGUUGCUCAUCAGCGCUCACAAAGCCUCUCAGGACUGCAGCCGGCAGGAGAAAGCCCAAAGCACAAGCAAGGAGGGGGAGGAGGAGGGGGAGGCGGAGGAGGUGGGGGUGACAAAGUAGGAACGACUGGAGCUGGCAGUAACGUAGAUACUCAGAUGCAGCUCAAAUAUGAGAAUGACCGUCUUAAACUUGCACUAGCUCAAAGUUCUGCCAAUGCUAAAAAGUGGGAGAUUGAAUUAAAUUCAUUAAAAACCACAAAUGCACGAUUAACAUCAGCACUACAGGAAUCCACAGCAAAUGUUGAGGAAUGGAAGAAGCAGCUACAGACAUAUAAGGAAGAGAACAAUCGUAUGAAGACACGUAUUCAUGAACUGGAUGCUGGAGGCCGAAUAGGUAUGGGUGAGUCUGAGGAGCUUAUCAAGGAGGUGGCAAGUCUUCGAGCCAGACUGGAAGGCAUGGAGGAGGAGAUCAGGGCGAGGGAGGCUACCAUUGACGAACUGGAAAAUCAGCUUCAGCGAGCCCGGGCCGAUGACCAGCGCGAGAAAGUACAGCGCCUUAGUGACGAGAAUGAACAGUUACGAAUGGAGACUGCACGUGCCCAGUCUCAACUAGAUGUAGCAAUGUCAACACAAGACUCUCAGCGAGGUGUGGUUGAGAGUGUCAACGUGCAGUUAGGGGAACGUAUCAAAGACCUCCUGGCUCUUCACAGUGAACUGAAUCACCUACUUACUACCUGAGGGGGGUCGGGUCGGGGGCUGCCACCCCACCCACAGCACCGCUCCAAUGCUGGCCAGAGAAAGACGAUUCGCCUUCAGGCUGUCUGGCAUGUCUAGUGAGCGCGGGGAUUAUGGCCGCUUCUGACCUGGAAACACGCUACACUUUUUACUCUCCCCUUUCUGUAAUCCCAGUUUAUCCUUUUUUUUUUUGUAAAUAAUCUGUUAUACCCUGUCAUUCCUCACUGCUAGCCCAGCUUCUUUUUCUUACUUUAUUUCCUUGUCUUGAGAGAAGACAGGUUACUGUGAGCCUCUAGGAACUAUGGGAUGUGUUUAGUAUGUAGACCAAAGCAUUUUAAAUUCACUAAAUUAUUUUUCUUAGUGUUGCAACUUGUUUUUCUUUACCAUUAUCUUCCUGGUAGCUCAUUUUAAUCUUUUUUUGUCAUUCCUAGUUACAUGAUUUAUGAAAACUACCACUAGUAGUCUUAUGUAAGAUCAAAUUAAUACUUCAUUUCUGUAAAUUUAACUUCCCUUUAUUUCUUUGCAUAUUCAAAUGCUGUAUAAAAUUAAAAGUACUCUUAUGCUGCCAAUUCUUUGAGAUAAUUAUUUUUUCUUUUAUAGACUUUUUCUCAACAUUUGGCAAAAUGACCAAUAAUAACCACACACUUUGAUCAUCAGUAUUCUUUAAAUAAUUCAAGGUUCUAUUUGUUGCACUUACAAGUGUUUCUUAGAAAAUGUACUGACUCAAUUCAUGUACUAUUUUAAUGUUCAUCAUCACUAAGGUUUGACCAUUGUUUUAGUAGUUUGGUAAAAAUCAACUUUGUUAGCCUUACUAGAACGCUAACUCGUACAGUCUUCAUUCAGGGCUUCUGAAUGUUAUAUACUAUAGUAUUAUUUAGUUUCUUACCAGGUCUAGUUGUUUCCUCUGUCAGUAGCUUGUUAAAUAUAUUGUUUGUCACUAGGCAGUGUUAUGCUGUUACCAGGCAGUAUUAUGCAGUCACCAGGCAGUGUUAUGCUGUCACUAGGCAGUGUUAUGUUGUCACCAGGCAGUGGUAUGCUGUCAUCAGGUAGUGUUAGGCUGUCACCAGGCAGUGUUGUGCUGUCACCAGGUAGUGUUAUGCUGUCAAUAGGCAGUGUUAUGCUGUCACCAGGUAAUGUUAUGCUAUCACCAGGUAGUGUUAUGCUGUCACCAGGUGGUGUUAUGCAGUCACCAGGCAGUGUUAUGCUGUCACUAGGCAGUGUUAUGUUGUCACCAGGCAGUGGUAUGCUGUCAUCAGGUAGUGUUAGGCUGUCACCAGGCAGUGUUGUGCUGUCACCAGGUAGUGUUAUGCUGUCAAUAGGCAGUGUUAUGCUGUCACCAGGUAAUGUUAUGCUAUCACCAGGCAGUGUUAUGCUGUCACCAGGUGGUGUUAUACUGUCACCAGGCAGUGUUAUGCUGUCAUCAGGAAGUGUUAUGCUGUCACCAGGCAGUGUUAUGCUGUUACCAGGCAGUGUUAUGCUGUGGCACCAGGCAUUGUUAUGCUGUGGCACCAGGCAGUGUUAUGCUAUGUCACCAGGCAGUGUUACACUGUCACCAUACAGUGUUGCACUGUCACCAGGCAGUUUUACACAGUCAUCAGGCAGUGUUACACUGUCAUCAGGCAGUGUUACACUCAUCAGUGUUACAAAGUCAUCAGGCAGUGUUACACAGUCAUCAGGCAAUGUUACACAGUCAUUAGGAAGUGUUACACUGUUACCAGGUAGUGAUACACUGUCACCAGGCAGUGUUACACAGUCAUCAGGCAGUGUUACACUGUUACCAGGCAGUGUUACACUGUUAACCAGGUAGUGUUACACUGUCAUCAGGCAGUUUUACACUGUUACCAGGCAGUGUUACUCUGUUAACCAGGUAGUGUUACACAGUCAUCAGGCAGUGUUACACUGUUACCAGGCAGUGUUACACUGUUAACCAGGUAGUGUUACACUGUCAUCAGGCAGUUUUACACUGUUAACCAGGUAGUGUUACACUGUCACCAGGCAGUGUUACACUGUCAUCAGGCAGUGUUAUACUGUCUUCUUGAUUCUCUCAUAUAUAUAAUUUGAUGUUGAACCAAGCAGUAUAUAUAAAAUUCAGCACAAAUGUAUUUUUUUUUUCAACAAGUCAGCCGUCUCCCACCAUGGCAGGGUGACCCAAAAAGAAAGAAAAUCCCCCCCAAAAAUACUUUCAUCAUCAUUCAACACUUUCACCUCACUCACGUAUAAACACUGUCUUUGCAGAGGCACCCAGAUACAACAGUUUAGAAGCAUAUAUAACAUACCCCUUCAAACUGCCAAUAUCCCAAACCCCUCCUUUAAUGUGCAGGCAUUGUACUUCCCAUUUCUGGUACUCAAGUCCGUUUAUAUAAAAACUGGUUUCCCUGAAUCCCUUCACUAAAUAUUACCCUGCUCACACUCCAACAGCUUGUCAGGUCCCAAAAACCAUUCAUCUCCACUCACUCCUAUCUAACACACUUACACAUGCUUGCUGGAAGUCCAAGCCCCUCGCCCACAUAACCUCCUUUACCCCCUCCCUCCAACCUUUUUUAGGAUGACCCCUACCCCGCCGUCCUUCCCUUACAGAUUUAUACGCUCUCCAAGUCAUUCUACUUUGAUCCAUUCUCUCUAAAUGACCAAACCACCUCAACAACCCCUCUUCAGCCCUCUGACUAAUACUUUUAGUAACUCCACACCUCCUCCUAAUUUCCACACUCCGAAUUCUCUGCAGAAUAUUUACACCAAACAUUGCCCUUAGACAAGACAUCUCCACUGCCUCCAGCCGCCUCCUCGCUGCAGCAUUUGCAACCCAAGCUUCACACCCAUAUAAGAGUGUUGGUACUACUAUACUUUCGUACAUUCCCUUCUUUGCCUCCAUGGAUAACGUUUUUUUGUCUCCACAGGUACCUCAAUGCACCACUCACCUUUUUUCCUUCAUCAGUUCCAUGUUUAACCUCAUCCUUCAUAAACCUAUCCACUGACAAGUCAGCUCCCAAAUAUCUGAAAACAUUCACUUUCUCCAUACUCCUCUCCAAUGUGAUAUCCAAUUUUUCUUUAUCUAAAUCAUUUGAUACUCUCAUCACCUUACUCUUAUCUAUGUUCACUUUCAACUUAACAAAUGUAUGAUGUUAAUUUAUAUAAUUUCCAUAUUAUUUUUAUUAUAACGUCUUCAUGAAAUAAAUGAAAAUCUAUUAUUUACAAGGAAAGAUAAAAAAUAUUCAGUUUUAGUUUAUUUUAAGAUUAUUAAUUGAAUCUCAGAUAAAUUACAAGUUUUUUACUUUUCUCACAAGUAAUCACCCAAAUGUGAUUUGGAGGUACAUAGUUAAAAGUGGACUUACUUGCGCUCAAUACUUAUUUAACAACUGGCUGGUUUUGCAGCCUUAUUUUAUGAUAUACUGUUUAACAUUAAUAGGAUUUUACUGUAUAUCACUCUUUCUCUUUAUAUAUAUAUAUUUUUUUUCAACAAGCCAGCCAUAUCCCAUCAAGGCAGCAUGACAUGCACACGCGUGCGUGCACACACACGAAUCACAAGGAUAUUAGGAAGUAUUUCUUCAGUCAUAGAGUUGUCAAAAAAAUAGAAUAAUCUGGAGUUUGAUACAGUGGAAGCUGGAGCAGGAUCAGUAACUUUAAGAAGAGGUAUGAUACAGCUCAUGGAGCAGGGAGAGAGUGGGCCUAGUAGCAACCAGCAAAGGGGUUGGGCCAGGAGCUGUGACUUGACCCCUGGAACCACAAAUAGAUAAGUACACACACACAUGCACCUGCACAUUCAUAUACAUAUCUAUGUACAUACACAUGUGCACAUGCACACGUAUUAAAAUAUGAUUUAAAAAGAAAAUAUUAUGAAAUGUUAACAGAUAUUAAGGUAUUUUAAAUUACUGAAUAAGGUUAUACAACUGUGAAAAAUAUAAUGAAGUAAACUUGCAAAACUGUGGUUGGAACAAUUCACAUCUAACCCAAAAACAGGUAGUGAAAUGGUCUCUCCUGGACCAGUGCUAUAUGUGUGUAUAUAGUAUAUAGGCUCUGAGAGGUGUGUGUGUGUCUUUGUAUAUGCUGAGGGUUUACAUUAAUCAGUAUUUUAGGUAUUAAAGUAUUCUUGACUGGUGGUGAACAGGUUACAUGCAACCUUAAUGACCCUUGUAUAGUUGAUAGGUUUUAAACUCCAUUAACCAAGUGCUAAAAUGUUAACCUUCAACAGCAAUUCUAAUUAAAAGUUGGAAAUAAUUUGAAAACAAAGAAGUUCACUGAACCACCUGGAGUGAUGUUUAGGCUCUUCAUUGUGAUUUUUGUAAUUACUGGCGUAUCUCUAGGAAUCUUGGGGAACUUUCAGGAGAGCUUUUGACAUUACCGGUAUAAUGGGAUUUUUAACUUAUGACGACUUUUUUUGGCCUUGGUGUAAUAGUAUUUAUUUGUGUUAUGUGUUUUACUCAUUUUAUCUUUUUACUGCUUGUUCUUAUGCAUUUUGCAUUUAGUUUUUUAUUAUUAAAAGUACUCAUUGCUAACUCUGGUCAAAAAGUGGUCUUCCAGUUUCACUAAGAACUACCUACUGUAAGAAGAGAUUGUGAGACCAAUAGGCCAUGCUAUCUGAACAAGCAUCUCUUGAACAAAGAAAGGAUUUAAACUUAUUGGGUGAUCAUUGGCUAGGCUGUAGUCCUAAUUCCUGAAAGUGGUCAUUUAGAUAAUACUUGAGUCAUUCUGUAGGGAUUACCUUGAUGCUUUACAUACAUAUGAGAGUAUAGUGAUACCAGCACUUGCAUAUAUAUCAUGCAUGGUCUUUAAAUGUUGAAGCAAGGAGGGAGAAACAUCUUAUGUUUGACAACGGUGUGGGGUGAAUAAAAAGCAGUGAAAUAUCCCCACCUCUCUUUCAAAUUGCAGGCACUUAGCUUCUGUCUCAAGCACUUAGAUCCAGUUAACCAGUUUUUCCUGAGUCCCUUCAGAAAUGUUGCCAUGCUCACAGCUGACACUUCAACAGCACAUGAAAUCCUUAAAACCAUAGAUCUCUACUCUGCUCUAACUAAUGCCUGCUAUAUCUUCAAGCACUUAGCAAUCAAAACCUCUUUCACCCACUUAGCAAUCAAAACCUCUUUCACCUCAUCCCUGUAACCUCCCUGGAAUGUCCCUUACCCCUCCUCCUCCUAUUCACCCUGGAUUUGUCAAUCCUUUGGGUCAACUUAUCUUACUUGGUCUUUACUAAAUGACCAGACCAUUUCAGCAACCUCCCCUCUGCUCUUCGAAGUACAUCCUUCAAACCACCGUACCACCGCCUAAUUUUUACACUCAUUCUCUACAUAAGGUUUACACUACUCAUUGUGCUCAGAUUUAACAUCCAGCUUCUUCCUCGGUUCAUUUUUUCAAAGACCAUGCCAUUGGAACCACUACUCAGUACUCUGGUACAUUCCCAUUUUUGCCUCCACUGAUAAACAACCCUCUUUCCACAAAUGCUUCAACACUCCACAUCUUUUGUUAUACCCUCACCUGUUUUAUGAUUCAUUUUAUCUUUCAUACACCCAUCUGCUAGCACAUCUACUUGUAAAUCUCUAAAAUACAUUCAGUUAUUACAUACUCAUCCCUCCAAUCUUUUAUUUACUUACCAGAGUUUUUAUUUACUCGUCUCGCCAUGCUUUUUUUUUUGUGCUACCUUUCAACUACCUUCUUCCGCACAUCCUACCAAACUUCUUUACUUUCCUUUGCAACUUCUCUUUGGAAUCUCCCAAAAGUACUGUGUUAUCAGCAAAGAGUAACUGUGACAACUCUGACACUUCACUUCAAGCUCAUUAUACUUUAAGCCCACACCUUAUAACACACUAGCCUUCACCUCUUUUACAACCCUACCUAAAAAUAUAUUAAACAGUUAUGGCAACAACACACAUCCUUGUCUAAAUCUUACUUUUAAUGGCAAAUAGUUUCUUUCUCUUCUACAUACUCUAACCUAAACAAUAAUAUUUUAUAACCUACCACUUAUUUUAUUCAUUUGAAAUGCCUGCCACAUCAUUUCCUAAUCCACCCUAUACCUGGGGUAUACCUGGAGGGUGUUCUGAGGGUUAGUGCCUUUGUGGCCCAGUCCAUGACCAGUUUAUCAUGUUGUUUUUCUGUAAUUUGAUAACAAAAGCAAACUGUUAGUUACCUUUACUCAAAAUUACUUAUUUAUAUGCAUUAAUGGUCAACAUAUCUUCUGCCCUUCCUAAAUCUUCCAUGUUCCUCUCCAUUCCUGCUUUGUGUUUUAACCCUAACUCUUUCACUGAUGAUUCUACUGUUUAAACAGACUUGUUUCCUUGUAAUUCUUGCUCACAAGCUUGGCCUAUUAAUGAUUAAAUAUUCAAGUUGUAAGGGAUAGAGCCUCAUUUGUAUACAGGUUAUCUUGUUAGAUGGUUCACUGGGUUGGGACAGAAAAUUACAAUAUUUCUAUUAGGUUUUCAUCCUGUUUAAAGUUUUUUUGCUGGUGGUAGUAUUUCUUAUUUGUUUCUUUAAAAGCUGAAAGAUAAAUUUUGAGGUCCAAAUAUAAAUUUACAAUAGAAAUGCAGUAACCCUUUGAUCUAAUGGAUCUUAAUAUACCAGACUUCAGAAUUAAGGGACAAAAUCCAGUGGGUUAAUAGAUUCAGAAAUAGAAGACAAAGCUUAGUUGGUUACAGAAUGCAGCUUUUGAAGCCUUUGUAAUAUUUUUCUGUUACAUGAAGGACCUCUGUAGAAGAGAUAAGAAUAUCAGUGCAGAGAUGAGAGUUUCACAGCAGUUGUGAAAUGGUCAGAAAAUUUUUAAGCAGAGAUAGCACUGUUGAACUAGGACAUAUACAGUAGCUUUUUUUUCUUAUUAACGCAUCGACCAUUUACUACCAAGGUAAGGUAACAUAAAGAAAGUAACACAUUUAUCGCCAUACAUUUGAUAGCUGUCUUUCCACAAGUGCAUAUGCAUCACAAUACAAAUAACUCAGAAGUGCAACAUCCCUAUCCACCUCCAGAACUCAGUAGAUAUAAGGCUUAUUUUCUUUUCUCGUGCAGCAGGGACAUUAUUUUUUUGAAGUGGAAUUAGAACUUUUGUAGUGGAAAUAACUCUUUGUGCAAGAGAUAGGAAAUUUCUAAGCAGAGAUAGUGUUUUCAAAGUGGGAGGUAGAAUUGGUAAGUGGAGAUGAGAUAAUAUUUUUGUAGUGGAAAUAGGACUUUUGUAGUAUUGGUAGAACUUUUCUAAUGUUUAUAGAACUUUUGUAACGAGUAGAGCUUUUGUAAUAUUGUACUGAUAGAAUUUUUUCAAUGACGAUAGAACUUUUGUAGUUUUUUGCUUGUAGCAGAUAUUGUGUAAUACUUUUUUCAUGACAAUAAGAUGCACACAAAAAAACACACAUUCCCAAUGUAUUUUAAUCCAAAACUGAAAUAUGUGGAGAUAGUGUGGUUUCCAGACCUAGAACAAACAUGAGGACAAGGUAGAAAAAACUGAGAACAUAAAACAAAAUAUACCCCAGAUCUAAAAAAAAAAAAAAAAAAGAGGCAGGAUACCCUCAUGCAAGAUCAUAAAGUUCUACAAGAAAACUGAUAAUGAGGAUUUGUAAAUAGAGGAAAAUUAAAGAAAAAUCAGAGCUUAGCUCUGCUUUUGUAGGUAGAAACAUGUAAAUUGGUAACUACAUAUACACUGCAUUUAUGACUUAUAAAGAUAGCUCCCAGUAGCAUUCCAUGUGAAAGACUGAUACGAAAACAUCAAAAUGUAGGAGAAUUAUAAUGCAAACUAUUUGUGGCUGAGAUAUGUUAUGGUUAAGGAAAAUGCAGCACUGAUAUGAGGUAAAAUGCCCUCAUGGAUUAAUGUUACUAGUGGAGCGCCUCAAGGAUUACAAUAGUGCUUGACUUAAUGAUAUUUCUAACUUACACAAAUGACUUGCCAGAAUGAAAAAAAAAAAAGUAAAGUUGUAUGUAGAUUAUGUGAAGAUCAUACAUAAAAUAAGUAGUAAAAAUGCAGAAAGACUUAAAAUAGACAUGAAUUGAAAGAUGGAUGAUGAAGCUUAAUGUAGACAGAGGCUAUGUAAUGUAAAUAAAAGUAAUAAAAAACAGGCCACUCGAAGAAUGCAAAUUGUGAGAAAAUAAUAAACCCAUCAGAUAAAGAGAGGUACCUAGGAGUCAGUAUUGACAAAAGAUUAUUGCCAGAUCACAUUACCUUUAAGAAACUUAUUUGGGAUUAUGUAGCUGUAGUGUGGUUUCCUUGUGUAAAAAAAAAAAACAGGCAUUUUAAAAAAAAAUUAAAGGUGUGCUGUAAAAUAACUUCCAGAGCUGAAAAAAUGAAUUAUGAAGAAAGACUGGAUGUAUUAGGCAUGGCCACAUUACCUGACAGAAGGAAAGAAGAAAUAUGAUAGCCACACAUAAAAGGAUGUGAACAUUGAAAUGGAGAGCAAGAAGCCAUAGCUAAAAACCUAGGAAGAAUAUGUUAUGAAAGAAUACUGAAAAGUUCUUCACAAUUAGAAGAGAAAACUGAAAGAGUUUAAAGAAGAGGUAAUAAAUGAUACAUUAGUUAAAUGCUUUAAAAAAUUAAAUAGUAAAUUGAAAUAAAAAGCUUAGCUCUUCUGUAAUUAGCUGUUAGUUAGUUUUUUAGUGGGCGGUAGUCAAAAGAUUACAGAGGUACAUAAUUGGUCCAGGGACUGGACUCCAAAGUUUUGAUAGCUGAGCAAGUUACAGAGGUAAUGAGCUCACAAUUUACAAAGCUGUUUUAUUAACAACUUGUAGCUAUAGUUGUAUAUGUAAGUCUGUGGUGUCUUGUCUGAAAUAUUUAAUGCACUGUUUAAUUUUUUGUAUAAUUUAAAGUGAUUGUACCACUCACUACCUCUUGUAAACCAUUGCAUUGAUCUGUUAUAGUUUGUGAAGAAAAGCUUCAUAAUAUCCUUUCAGCAGGUCUUCUUCCUUAGUUGAAAGUUAUGUCCUCUUGUUGUUGUACCAGUUGAUGGGCUGAGUAAGUCUCCCUUGCCAAUUCAUAUCCUUUAAUAAUUGCAUAUGUGGUUAUCUUCUCUUUUCCUCCUAUCACUCAGAUUUAGCGUAUUCAGAAUUUUAAGUCUUUCUUCAUAAGUCACUUUUUUUUGAGUACUGAGAGUCAUUUCAUAGCUUUUUUUCUUUUGUAGUGUUAUCACGUAUGUUUUAGGUAAGGACACCAUACUACUGCUUCGUAUUCUAAUUUUUGGUUUUACAUGUGAAAAAUUUUUUCAUCAUUUUUCCAUCCAUAUACAGGAUGAGUCCCCAACAUCUGAAUGUGUUGCUUUCCUAGUUUUCAAAUUUACAAAUGACUUUUUUUUCUGACCAUAAAUCUAGUUCCCAGUAGAAAAAAAUAGUCUAAAGGAUGAUUUUUGUGUUUUACGUGUUUGUCACUGAUGAUUGACAAUCAUAAAACAGUUAAUUUUUUUAAUAUUAUGGCUAAUGGCCUUUGUGGCUUAGCGCUUCUUUUUUAUUAUAAUAAUAAUAAUAAUGGCUAAUGCACCUUGUUCUUAAGUGUGAAUCAUCAUAACUUGGAUGUUUGUAAAAUGGUGGUCCCUUCAUUUUCUCUGUAUCUAAAUAAUAUCCUAAAGUUGGCCAUUGUUGCAUAAGUGUUUCUCAUUUUCACUUAUAUGAUUUUCCAGUGACAAGUUUUUAUCAGUGAUGUCUCUUAGGUCCCUCUUUUCAUCUGAUGACUUCAAUAUUUUAUUACAUUUUUAUGUUCUUCAUGCGGGCAGCUUCCACUGUCUCCAUUUCUAUUACGUGACUUUUUCCACAAUAAAUUCCGUCACCCAUCUCCCAUGCCACUUGUUCAAUCUAUUGAGGUCUUCCUGCAGGAAUACAUAGUCAUAUAGAUUACUCAUCUUUCAGGUAAUUUUACAAACACACACACACACACACACACACACACACACACACACACACACACACACACACACACACACACACACACACACACAUACACAUACACAUACAUUCAUUCAUUCACUCUGUUAUUAUUAAUAGAUUUUUUUUUUUUUUUUUUUUUUUUUUCAACAAGUCGGCCGUCUCCCACCGAGGCAGGGUGACCCAAAAAAGAAAGAAAAUCCCCAAAAAGAAAAUACUUUCAUCAUCAUUCAACACUUUCACCACACUCACACAUUAUCACUGUUUUUGCAGAGGUGCUCAGAAUACAACAGUCUAGAAGCAUACACAUAUAAAGAUACACAACAUAUUAUUAUUAAAGUACCCUUAGGAACCAAUGACCACAGUGCUGAGUUUUCAUUAUUUAGUGUAGCUGGGAAUUUAGGAGAGAAUGAUGUGAUGGGUUACUGAGAGGUCAAUUUACAAAGAGGAGACUACACAAGAAUGAAAGAAUGCUAAGUUGGAGUGCCAUGUGAAAGUCAAUUUUAUGAACAGUUCCCUUCAGAAUGAUGGAAUGCCUUGUAUAAGAGUGCACAAUACCAUAACUAGAACAGUACAUGAAUAACCUGCACAUAGGAGAAAGAAACUUUUGAUGAUGUUUCUGCCAGAGUCAGACUGAAACAUUGUCAUGAGUUUCUUUCUCCUAUGUGUGAAUUAUUUGUGUACUCAUACCUGUCAAAGGAACUGAAAGUGCAAAACACAAGAGAGAGAGAGAGAAAAGAGAAAGAUAGAAAAGAGAGGACAGAGAACAGAGAAAAGAAGAGAGAGACAGAGAGAGCAUUGUUUUAACCAGAGUUGUGAAGAAGCCAAAAAUAAAAGUAUAAGGACAUGGAAAGUGUAUAUAGUAUAUAAAUAAUAAAUAACAGAGUGAAGAUAUGAAGAGAGCAAGGAAGGAAGAUGCAUGUUGCAUAUUGGGAAAUCAACACUUUAUAUUGACAAGAUCCUUGUGGGUUUAGUACAUAAUUUCAAUUGUUAUAAUAAAAAUUUAUAUUGAUGAGCAACAUUUGUCAGUAACUUAAAACGUUUUAAAUUGCUAAUUCAGUAUUUUUCUUAUGUUAGUAAUUCAACAUUUUUUUAUGCUGGUAAUACAACAUUUCAUCACUUCCAAACUGAAUUGAAGACUAGUGUAGUGACUACUAAGCAGUAUGUACCUGCUAAAUAGAUGAGUACAAAUAGGUGAGUACUGUCUUUGCAGAGGUGCUCAGAUACGACAGUUUAGGUGUCCCUCCAAACUGCCAGUAUCUCAAGCCCCUCCUUUAAAGUGCAGACGUUGUAUACUUUCCAUUUCUAGGACUCAGAUCCAGCUAACCAGUUUCCCUGAAUCCCUUCACAAAAUAUACCCUGCUGACACUCCAACAGCUCAUCAGAAGAUAAUUGGCAUACAAUAUUAAUUUAAAUGUACGUACAUAAAUGUAAUAUUUUGAAUAAGAGACUUCAUGGAAAAUCUUGAACACUUGCCAGAUUUUAUAUAAUUACUGUGCUACUACUAUAUUUUCUAUAUUUUCUUCUUUAUAUCCUCUUCUUGCCAAACAUUUUUGAUGCGUAGAGUGUAAACAAGAGCAUAACACUGUCUUUGGUAAUGGAUGUGAUUAGUAAUAUACGUAAUAAGUAAAACAAUAUUUUAGCUAAUAUGAUAGGAAAAAUGUGGGUAAUGAUGGUGAACAUUAAAAUAGCAUGAGAAAUCCAGAGAAUUAUACUGUCGCUAGGAAUAUACUUUGUGUGGGGUCAGCGUUAGAUACAUUCGCAAUAUAUUCACUAAAAUUUCUUCUAGUGCUAAAUGACUCCCCACAGUUUUAACACUUUUACUGGAUGUAUUCCUUUAUCAUACCUCUUUUCCUUUGAUAACAGAAAUAAGGAAAUUUUUAAAGGAUGACAAAAUAGUAUGUUUAGCAAUGUGGUUGUUAUUCUGUGUUUUAAAAAAAUUCUCAAAGAAUACACACUUGCUUCAGUGUUAUUAAUUUUGUUAUGCAGCAUGUAAUAUCUAUAAUAUAUAUGAAUAUGCAGAAAUACUUAAAUUUCAUUGCAUUAUGCAUAAUUAGUGUUUUUAUUCUUGUCUCAACCUAAAUUUUCAGUUGUUGAUCAUUCUCUUAAAUUUAUAUCAUACCUCAUUGAGGGUAAGGACUCUGCUUUUUGUUUCUCCUUGGACAUCUACAGUAUUAAGCCUAAUAACUGUAUUGAUCAAGAAUAAUGAGAUAUAAUAGUUUUUUAUUAUUUGUGGAGCCUCGCAGGUGGUGAGACAGUCUUCCUGAAAAAAUGUGAUUGUUCUAUCACCCAUAUUCUUUAAUUGAUAAGAGAUUUGAUAAAAAUAGUCUCCAUAGAAACUGCUGGUAUGCAUGACAUUUUUGACAAGUUUUAAUUAGUAUUUAAGGUCUUAAUAGUACUUAUACUGAAUAUUUUAAUUAGCUAUGUAACAUGUUGCAAACUUGCAACAGAUGUGCACAAGAAGAACACAAUUUUUGUAGAUGAAUUUAAAAGAGUUUGCCAGUACAGUUGGUAUGAUGGCUUAUCUAUCAUGUUGUGUGGGUGUGGAUUUUAUUUAGAUUAAUAUUAUUCUUGAACAGAACAAGUUAAAAUAAUUUUCCAUCUCAUCUUUAGACAGCAGUGAUGGCACAGAGAUUAAGAGAGACCACAGUUUGUCCAUAUUUAUAAAUAUUUUAGAAUGAGAAGAGUAUUGUACCAACAAUUUUUAAAAAUAGUAUUUUAAAAAUCUUGAUUUGGGGAAGAACAUUUACAGUAUCAUGCAAAUUUUCAUAAUCUUUUUUUUUUUUUUUUUUUUUUUACAUUCAGAGGUAAACCUUGGACUCUUGCUACUGCAACAGUGUUUCUGAAAAAAUGGAAAAAGACUUUGUCUUAUAAUUAUUCCAUAGUGAGAAACUGAGAAUAUUAAAUACUAUACUACCUUGUCAUAUUACCAUGAAUACUUUUUUUUCCAUCUCUUUUUAAAUUGAUUUUUGACCCUCCUUCAUUGAAUUCCUUGAACUAUUAGAAAUAUUAGAAUAACACAAUUUUAUCUUAAUAAAAAAAAUGUACUUUUUCUUGUCAACUUAUUCCUGUUUGCUUUAUGCCUGAUGAAAGCAGUAACAGGAAUUUAUUGAAGUUUAAAGUAGAUGUCAGGCAAUGUUGAUGUGGUUUUUUGAAGAGAUUCAUACUGUUGGUUGUUAAGAUUAUUUCCUAGCACAGUUAGUUAUAACCAUGAAAAAAUAAUGGAGUUGAUAUAUUCUGAGUUUUUACAAUUAGCCAAACUAGAUGAUAAUGUGUAAGGGAGAGUAUAUUUGCAUAUGUAGCAUAUUUCAAGUGUGGCUACUUGAUAUGUUUACUGAUAUUACCAUUGUAUAACUUUCUCAGGUUUUCAUAUAGAUCAGUUUGUUGUGCAUUUUAAAAAGGGAUGUAUUUCACCAAUGAUUUAUUUGUCCUUGGUCUUGCCACCUGUUGGCUGCUUACUCUAAUAUACUUGUUUGAAUAUCUAAUCUUUUCUAAUCUACAUUAGAUAGCCUACAGCAGUAAUGUCCCUCAUAUUGAUCACUCUGUGCAUUUAUAUCUUGAAAGGUUUUGGUUAGGUUUCUAGUAUCUGAACUAUACAAUGUCUUCCUCUCAAUUCAUUUAUGUUACACAGUAUUUCAAAACAACUUCAAACAAUUCUAAAAUAUUUUCAUUGACUCUACCAUUGCAUGAUGAUUUUGUUUCAUUUGGUAACAAUCAGUGAAAAGAAUUCUUUGUGUUUGCCAUCCAGAUUCCUGUGAGCUCCCUGCCCCACCACACAGCUCUACUCCCCUCACCAUCCCUUGACUAUCUUGUCUCUUGUUAGCGUGUCUCGGAAGAAGCUGCUCAAGGCCCAAAGAACACCUUUUAUAUUUGUAAAGUUAAGCAUUUUUAUUUAUCUAUUGUAUUAUACUUUUGUUUUAAGCAGUCAUUUUUUUUGAAGAGUGUACAUCAAUAUUGAGUUUGUACUUAAGUUCUAAAGACCCAUGUAGGUUUAUGAGGUAAUGUAUGUUUUAGGUUAUUGAUAUUUACUAACAUGUGGUUUAUUUUUGUGAGUACAAAUGUCUUUUUUUAUCUGAUAUUGUAAAUAUUAUUUUCUCUUUAAAUUAGUGAUGUUAAAUAGGUUUCUUGGUAUCCAGAUACUGGUCAGAGUCUGUCAUAUUAAAUGUAAGCUUCAUGUGUAAUUCCAUUAUCCAUGUCAUAUCAAACCAACCUAAGCAAGUAAUCUCUUCUUUGUAGUUUAAUUUAAUAUUUUCCAUAUGGAAAAGAGGGAGUAAUUGUAAUACUCUAUGAAAAUAUAAUUUCUUAUGUAAUUUUAUGUUAACUGUAUUCUUCAUUUGAGUAAUAAUGUAUAGUAUUGCUUUACUUACAAUAUGAGCAUCGAUUAGAUUAUGUAAAUGUAUGACCAUUUUUAAAGUUUGUGUGUAUAUUUAAAUAUUUAAAGUUAACUUAGUUGCUCUGAUAUACCUGAUAUAUUGUUGUAUUCUUUACCAUCAAAUAUUUUAGAGAUUUCAUUUAGUCAUACUUUCUUCUUGCUUCUGUAUUUUUGUAGUUUGUCUAUGUCAUUGUGUCAGUGAUAAUUUGUCCCAUGGACAUUGCAGAUGUCUUUUAAUUGAACCCUAAGUGUAUAAAUAGGAAGAGAUAACUGUGCCUGGGAUUGUAAUCCAUUGAUGAUACUGUAUUUGUAGCUGCAUAGGGUCUCAACAAGUCUAAAUUGAACUGUUAAUGCUGAUGGAUAAUAAGUGUGUUACUGCAGAGAGGUGCAGUUAAUGAUGUGAUUUUCAACUGAACAUUUGUGCAGUCUACCUCGAAUUGCAGCACAAUCUUCACCCAUUUCUUGGGAUGUAAAGUGCAGUGACUAAUGAUUGAGACAUGUUAGUGGUUAUAAGUAUAUCUGGUGAAUAUGACUGGUCAGAGAUAAUAGAGACAUGUCUAAUGAGUGUCAGAGUAUAUUAUAGGAAUAACCAAUGAUUAAGAUAGGUUAGGGAAUUAUAAUUGCAUGUGUGAUUUUUGUAUAAAAUAUUUUACAACAUGACCUAUAAGAUAUAGUACUUUAUAAUAUUUUAUACAAGCCAUUGGAUGUCAUAUGUGACUGAUGAUUCAUGUAGCAGAUUUUGUAGUGUUGUAUGAAGAACAGAUUUACUUGUAAUGUACUUAAUAUAUGAGCUGAAAAAAAUAUUUGAUCUUUGAACAAAAAAAUCUAAUGUAUAUUUGCAAAUAUAUAUAUAUAUAUAUAUAUAUAUUUGCAAAAAGGAAAAGAUGAUAAUUCUUUAAUCCAUGCAAAUACAGGAGUGAUGUGAAUGACAGAGUGAUGGAGUUAAGUCAGUUGGUGACUGGAUGCAAAUUCAGGAGUGGUUUGAUUGAAGGAUGGAGUUAAGGCAGCUGGUGAUGUGAUGUGUGUACUUAUAGGAAAAUGUUGCUCUUCAUGUACAUUAUGAGGACACACGGUCCUCUUUUGAACAGUAAACAUUAAAGUCUUAACAUAGGCACACAGAUCUGUCUCAUUCAUUGUCCACAACUGUAGACAUCAGUUGCCAAAAGUAGCAUUAAGUAUGACUGGACAUAGCCUUUCUAAUUAAAAAAAUGACCAUAUAUGUAUUUAUUUAAGGCUGCUGUAUAGACUGGUAACUACCAAAGUGUAGUCUUUAAUGAGACCAAAUUUUGUACAUCUGUAGAGGAUCACAUCUCAGGCACAGUGGCAAAUGGUUGUUCUGGGAGUUGUGUAUAUAAACUGUUUUGUUAAAGUGGAUCAGUGGAAAAUAGUAUCAACCCACUGAAUGUAUGGUUGAGUUGCACUUUCAGUGGUGCUUUGAAGUCAACUUCAUAGUUAGUAUUUUCACCAUAAACCAGGUUAAUUCCAUUGUUAUGGAAUGUGGAACUUUACCUUACAUCAGUGUAUGUUUUUAUUAUUUUUGACUGAGUCACACUGCUGUAUGUUCCCUCAUCCUUGUCAUUGUAAUGUUGUGUGUCACUGUUGACAGUGUGUGAACAUGUUUUUGCCCCCCCUCCCCCACAUCUGUUGAGAAGUUUGUAUAUAUAUAAUACUCAACUUUUUUAUCUUGUCCUUACGUAAUCUUACAGUCAGUCAGUUUAACCGCUGCCAGUUUUAAAAUAGCUUUUGCUCAGGCUUAGAAAGUUUUCACCUCAAUUAUUGUCAAAGACAUUCUACAUAUGUUAUAGAAUUUGUAGACAUACGCUUUUAAAUUUGAAUUUGACUGCUGUUAGCAUUCCAUAGUAAGCCCUCAAGCUUCUGCUUGCUUUAUAAUAGCAGCAAAAAGUUCAUUGUGCAACAAGCUUAUGAAAGUGUGUUUUUUUUUUUUUUUUGCAGGGUAAUUAUUACAGUGUAUGACAGUCUUCAGAAAUGGCAAAUUAAAGCCAUGAAAGUCAUCCACAAAGUUCUUUGUUUUAUGACAUUGCACAAAAUGGCUAUUAUGUGUGUCUUGGUCUAUUUCUUUCACGAUGAUAAUGUUCUUGCAAUUUGAUCUGCUUUAAUAUGUUUUAUAAAGAAGUCUACAUGAAUGACUCCAUGUUGCAGCUAUGAGUGUUACAUUGGAUGGUAUAGGCACUUGUGAAGGGUAUUGGGAGUGAAGCAUCAAAGGGUAUUUUGCAUGUGUUCAUUGACUUCCUAGGUGUUAGUGAGUGUUCAGUCAUGUUGAUGCAUUAGUGCACAAGUGUUCUCUUCUCCUCAGUGGUAGCUCACGUUGGCUUCAUCCCUCAGCCCCGUCAACGACACAAAUAUCUGAAGCUGGAAUUGGCCGGAAACUUCUGUAGCACGAUACCAAGUAAACACAGUGUUCAGGUGACAAUAAAUUUCACCUUCAGCCCCAUCAGUAAUACAAAUAUGUGAAGCUGUGUUAUGAUGCAAGUGUCACAAACACUGAUCAUUGAACAGGUGAAUCCCACACGGCUGGAAAUUUAGAUAUGGAGUAAAAUGAAUCCAUAUAUUUCAGACUAGAGAGAGCCUCCUCAGCUGAGGAGAGUCUAUGAUUGAGUCUGAAAUGUUCAGUUCCUUUUCAUGUUGUGUUUGAUUUUUCUGUCUAUGUGGGGUACACUUGUUCAUCUAGCACUGUAAUUGGGUAAAAACUUAUGCAACACAAUGCCACAGUAAACAGUUUUUAGGUGACAAUAAAUUUACCAGGCUAAGCCUAAGGGCUUAGGAGGCUGUAAGAGUGACCAAUCAUUGUUCUCAUUAUUAUUAUCAGAUGUAAUACAAUGUGAAUACAUGUAUUACAUGACUUCUGGCAUGAGACAACUUACAGUUUCAUUUUGGGCUUUAAUGUUGUUUACCCUUGACAGGUUUUGGUUUUGUCUUAAGAUUUAAAUCUUAUUACAGCAGAAAGGUAUUUAAAUGGCAACUAAAGACAGUCAUAAAUAAUGCAUUUAUUGUAUGAGAGGUGAAAUCUCCACUACUAGUUUUUUAAGGUGUUAAUAAUGAAUUAUUAUGAUCUGUGUGUAUACAUACAUGCAUAUACAUGCAUACAACCAUUCAUACAUACAUACAGCCAUUCAUACAUACAUACACACAGUUCAGAUUCCCCUUCAAACUGCAAAUAUCCCUACCUCUUCUUCAGAGUGCAGGCACUGUACUUCCCACCUCCAGGACUUGAGUCCAGUUUUCUUGAAUCCCUUUACAAAAUGUUACCUUGCUCACACUCCAACAGCUCAUCAAAUCCCAAAACCUGUUUGCCUCCACCCACUCCUAUGUAACAUGUUCACACGUGUGUAUGUAAUUUUGGUUGCCAGGUGGGAAAGACUAUGAAAUUUUCAUAGGACUUUUAUUGUCAGUGUUAAAUCCUUUACCGUCAUCAGGAAUCAUAUUCUGGAACAUUAUGUAAUAAUGUACAGCUCUAUAUUUUUUUUCAACACUGGUCAUCUACCACUGAGGCAGGGUGACUCGAAAAGGAAGAAAACACAAAGCUUUUCUUCUAUUUACAUUUAGUAAUUUGUACAGGAAAAAAGGGUUACUAGCCCUUUGCUACUGGUAUUUUAGUUGCCUCUUACUACAUGCAUGGUUUAUGGAGGAAAGAUUUUUGCCCACUUUCCCAUUAGCAGAACAUGAGAAAAUUUUAAAGCAUUAUGUAAACAAUGAUGAUGAUGAUGUAUGUCAUGCAUGAAUCAUUGAAUAUAAACUGAAAAUUAAACUCCCCAAAAACUCACUCAAUAUUGUCAGUGUUGGUUCUUGUGUAAGUGCCCUUUAUGUAGUCCCUUUCAUUUAGGCAUUAUGUAACUAUUAUAAUAGCGUAUGCUAAGCUCUUGUGUGUGUGACUGAUACAACUCCAGGUGUCGCCUAGGCAAUCCUGACCUGGCUCCUGAAUGAGGGGGACAUGUAGAUGCUUGCCCUCCUGCCAACCUUCAUUGAACCCUGGCCUAAGUUGUUUGUUAUGUAAACACUAUUUUUUUUUUUUAAUCCAAAUUUAAAUGUGCUUUAGCUAUAAUUUAAAGAUUAUCUGGACUUGGUGGAUGAUUAUGAGAUUCAGACUGAAUUCUGAUAACCAAAGUGGUUUGGCUAGAGGAGUAAGGCUCCUACAAGAUAUUUCCCUAUACUCACACACUCAUAGUCUUAAAAUUCUAGAGACUACUUGCUACAUAUCUAAUAUCACAAUUAGAACAAGUGAGCUGAUGCAAAACUAUUUAACACGGAAAAACUGCAAUAGGAUCUUUCAACCUUAAAUGGCUGCCAGUAGUGAGUUUGCAAAAAUGGAUUUAAAUUUAAUAAUUGGGGAACUGAACUAACUUAUAAUAAUUUUGAAUAUUAUUUACUGAAGCAAACAUCUUGAGGAACUGUAACCAAAGAUAUUUUGUUAGAAAACUUAUUUUCCAAGAAUGAUUUCAAAAUUUUCUAAAGUAAUGACAGUACAUAGUUAUUACUGAAGAAAAAAUUCUGCAAGAAUUUAACUUCACCAAAUGCAGACUAAGUGGAACAUAAUAAGUAUCACUUAUCGAUUAAAGUUUAUAUGGCAUUUCUUUCCAUUAACUUGGUACAUUGCAUAGAAAGUGUAUACUUUAUCCUAUAAAUAUUAUGUCAUAGUAUUCUGUAUCAAGGAAGGUACCAUUAAUAUGCUCAGUAUUAACAUCAAGAAAUGAUAAGCUAUUAUUAUUUUUUUUAUCCACUGUGAUUACAGUAAUUUUGUGCUUCGAGUUUAAAUAAAUCCUAAAUAAGUCUACCCGAGGUUUACCUGGAGUUUACCGACCCCAGUGGGUCGGUCUGAGACCAGGCCUCAUGGUGGAUCUGGGUCUGAUCAACCAGGCUGCUACUGCAGGCUGACGUAUGAACCACAGCCCGGUUGGUCAGGUACUGACUUUAGGUGCUUGUCCAGUGCCUUCUUAAAGACACCCAGGGGUCUAUUGGUAAUCCCCCUUAUGUAUGCUGGGAGGCAGUUGAACAGUCUUGGGCCCCGGACACUUAUUGUGUUGUCUCUCAGUGUACUCGUGGCACCCUUGCUUUUCAUCGGGGGAAUGUUGCAUUUCCUGCCAAGUCUUUUGCUUUCAUAGGGCGUGAUCUUUGUGUGCAAGUUUGGUACCAUUCCCUCCAGGACGUUUCAAGUGUAUAUUAUCAUGUAUCUCUCUCACCUGCGUUCCAGGGAAUACAGAUCAAGGACUUUCAACCGUUUCCAGUAAUUUAGGUUGGUAAAGAUGAGAAAAUUCUUGGAUAUUUGCUGUUUAGAGGGAUGUCUAAACUGCUGUAUCUACAUGCUUCUAGCAAGACAGUGAUAGUGUGAAUGAUGGUGCAAGUGUUUCUUUUUCAGGUCACCCUGCCUCAGUGGGAGAUGGCCAGUGUGUUCAAAAAAAAAAAAAAAAGCAGUUGACCCUUUUGAACCUAUUAUUUAAAUUAGAGGUUAAACUUAACUGUUGCCUGUGCAAACUUAAGAAUAAUAAUCAGACUUUACAAGUUAAUUAUGAAAGAAUUUAUAGUUCUAGGUCCUUCCCUGUUAUUACAUAUGGAGUUCCAAAAAUCCAUAAACAGUUCUUAGUCAUAGUUCUGCAGGUUUUGACAAGAAAUCAAUAUACUUUUUUUUUUUUUUUUUUUUUUUUAGCACACUGGCUUUACUCCAUCGAGGAAGGAUGACUUGAAAAAGAAACUCUCACAUCAUUCAUGCUACCCUAGUAGGUUUAGAGCUUCUUUUUGAUUAUAAUAUUACAUCACUGUCUUGCCAGAGUCAUAAAGAUAAAACAGUUCAGAUGACCCUCCAGUGUCUGUCAGUACAUAUUGUCAGCCUAAUCUAAUUAUGGCCAGGUUUGAUAAAGUGUCUUUGUUUACUAAUAUUCGACUAAGAGAUAUAAUAAACAUUUGUAUUAAUGAUUUAUUUAGACACUUAGAAUAAAUGGAAAAUUUAAAAAAAAAAAUAAUAAUUACUGUACUUAAGCUUGCAGUUAAUGAGUCUUCAUUUUAAAUAACAAUGUGUAUACAGACAUAUUGAGUAGCAGUAUUCUCUGUAUUGGGACCAUAAUGAAGUAAAUUGUUUUAGAAUUUAUUCUGAGAUAAGAGCUGUACGUUGUCAUUAUUUAAAAAAUAUUGGAAUAAUUCUUGCAAAAUAAAUUCUCUGACAAAAUACACUUAUCUACAGUUCUUGAAGAUGUUCACUGAUGUUAACUAUGUUAAACUUUUAUUUUAUGAACAUCUUGGUUUAAAUAUUAGGAAACAAUGUUCAAAAUUACUACAAGCUAGUUGCCCACAAAUUAAAUGUAAAUUCAUUUUUUAAACUUGCUAUUUGUAGCCUAAUCAAAUAAUUAAUGGUAAGUGCUAAACCCCCAUGUGGGUCAUUCAGCACAAGAUGUGAUGGAAGUUUGUUCCUCCAUCUGCCUAGCAUGAGACAGAUGCGCUUCCUAUUUGUACUCGCUUAGAGUGUAACUGUUGGUAGCCACUUCGGGUUUAAGGAUCCUAAUGUAGUGCUUGUGUUCAAAUGUUUUAUAUCGGCUCAUUUGUUCUAAUAAUAAUACAAGUAUUUGAUAUAUAGCAAGUAUUCUCUAAAAUUUUAAUUUUAUAAGUUUGUGAGCAUAACCACCACAGCUAUCAAAAUCAUUCUCUCAUAAUCAUACACUGAGUUCGGGUAACUUUAAAAGUACAUAUAGCUAAAACACACAAGACUUGAAUUUAAGAAUUUUAUAGAGCUUGCAUAUUAAACAACUUACUCUGGACUCAAUGAUAAUGAUUCUGCUAUUAACUUAUUUACUCUAAAAUAAUCAUAGCUUACCUCUCAUUUGGUGAGUUUAGUUUUCUGUUUAUAAUUAAUAUUGUGGCUUAUCUUGGAGAGUAACUAUCCGAUUUAUGCAUGGGAGAGCAAUUGCCUGAUUCGUGCAUUACAAUAAUAAUAAUAAUUUUUAUUUUGGCAUGAUACAAUGUUUGUAUAGAGAUGUGUGACAUUUAAUUGUACAUGCAGAAGGCCCAUAGUUAUGCAGAUCAUUUCAGGCAAACUUAAGCCUGACUUAAGACUAUAAUGGCAAUUACUAAUUAAUUGCAUAUAUAUAAGGACAUUAAGGAUAUACAGACAACAAAUUUAGGAAUUACAAGAAGAACAAACAACCAGAUAAUUAUUACUGUCUGAUUUAUGCACAACAUACAUCAUCAUCUCCUUACUGGUUUGUUUAACUAAUUUUUAAAUCUGUCUCAUGUUCUGUUAAUACAUGUAUGUCAUUGUUUGGGUUACUUGCCAAAUCUAGUAUUUUGUAUGAUUACCCUUCCUCUUGAUGCACUUCUUCCAUCUCCUAGGCAGUGAUAAGGUUAAAGUAUGGAGGAUAGGGGUCACUACCCUCCCACACCAAUGGCAUUUGAGUGUUUGGGGAUAGUGGACACAAAGUUUAUCCUUGAUAAGGUUCCACAUGUUCUUUACGAUAUUUCAGUCCGUUGAGUUACCAGGCUGUGUUCUCUAUCAUACGUAAGUCUGGCAAAUUCUCUAUCAUAUUUCAGUCAUUAAAGAUUGAAAUUUUGCAAUUAUUUAGCCAGUUGUUUAUGUCUGGUAGGAUGGUAACGGGCACCAUCUUGCAUACAAAAGUUGUCCAGGAACUUUUCAAAACUGUUGGCAAAUAGUUUGCUAAAGGCAUACUUAUGUGCAUGCAUAUUAUUAUUAUUAUUUCAUGAUCCAGAAUAUGAUUCCUGAUGUUGCUGGAUUAAAAGCCGAAAUGGUGAUUUACCCUACAAUAAAUGUCUUAUGAAGA
This is a messenger RNA of Cherax quadricarinatus, 23459 nucleotides long. RefSeq names its product homer protein (gene homer). Lineage: Eukaryota; Metazoa; Arthropoda; Malacostraca; Decapoda; Parastacidae. Gene Ontology annotation, molecular function: G protein-coupled glutamate receptor binding. Gene Ontology annotation, cellular component: plasma membrane; cytoplasm; dendrite. The record is from RefSeq and is a predicted model, not a curated record. Gene Ontology annotation, biological process: regulation of store-operated calcium entry; G protein-coupled glutamate receptor signaling pathway.